AUGACCAGCAAUCCGCUCUCGAUCUUCAUCGUCGGAGGCCACGGCAAGGUGGCACUCUCGUUCACACGCCAGGCGGCGGCGCGCGGACACAAGAUUUUCAGCCUGAUCCGCCAGCCCGAACACGCGGACGACCUGCCCAAGGGCUCGUCUGGCACGGUCGAGCCCGUCAUUGCAUCGCUCGAGCAGUCGUCGGUCGCCGACAUUGCGUCGCUCUUCGCCAAGUACGCGCCCAGCGUCAUCCUCUUUGCUGCUGGAGCAGGUGGAAAGGGCGGGCCAGAACGUACAAAGGCCGUGGACGAGCAUGGUGCCAUCAAGGUGUUUGACGCUAUCGAACAGAGCGGCAUCGCCAAGGCGGAGCACUUCCGCCGCUUCCUCCUUGUUUCGGCGGUCGACGUGCGCGACAAGAACAAGCCGCCUCCUUCGUGGUACCAGAAGCCAGACCUCGAACGCUCGGAAAAGACCCGCAACGCCAUCGGCGCCUACAUGGAUGCUAAGUACGCCGCCGACAAGAACUUGUCGGGCCGAACCUCUUUUCCCUGGUUUGUCCUCCGUCCGGGUGGGCUCCUCGACGAGCCAGGCACUGGCAAAGUCGCUCUCGGCAUCCACCAGAGCCUCGUCCACUCUAUCCCGCGAGAGGAUGUGGCAGCGACGCUUCUCGAGGUUGCCCAGCUUCCCAAGGGGCAGGCGGACGGCCUGAUGCUCGACUUACUUUCGGGCGACCACGACAUCCCCUCUUCGGUGCGCGAUGCCGUCGAACGAGGCCGCACUGACUUUGAAGGCUGA
Messenger RNA from Moesziomyces antarcticus, 783 nucleotides. Its product is annotated as NAD-binding protein. The transcript has 5 exons. The coding region runs from base 1 to 783 and encodes 260 amino acids. The record is from RefSeq and is a predicted model, not a curated record. Lineage: Eukaryota; Fungi; Basidiomycota; Ustilaginomycetes; Ustilaginales; Ustilaginaceae.